CGCCCCAGCCUCUCCUGCUCAGCCUGAUAAAGACCCGGUUCCGAGCUGCUGAGGCCUGUCUGCACAAUCCAGGGAACCAGCACCAUGCCCAUGAUACUGGGUUACUGGAAUAUCCGCGGGCUAAGUCAUCCCAUCCGCCUGAUCCUGGAAUACACAAACUCCAGCUAUGAAGAGAAGAGAUACACCAUGGGGGACGCUCCCGACAUUGACAGGAGCCAGUGGCUGAAUGAGAAAUUCAAGCUGGGCCUGGACUUCCCCAAUCUGCCCUACCUAAUUGAUGGGAGUCACAAGCUCACCCAGAGCAACGCCAUCCUGCACUACAUUGCCCGCAAGCACAACCUGUGUGCAGAGACAGAAGAGGGAAGGAUUCGUGUGGACAUGUUGGAGAACCAGCUUAUGGACACCCGCAUGCAGCUCGUCAUGCUCUGCCAUGGCCCUGAUUUUGGCCUGGAGGAGAUCUCUGGCUACAUGAAGUCGAGCCGCUUCCUUCCAAAGCCUCUGUUUUCAAAGAUGGCCCACUGGGGCGACAAGUAGGAGCCUGCAAUGCCGGGAUGAGAGGAGGAUGGACCGUGGCCCUGUCUCUGCCCUGCAGCACAGCCUGCUCCUGCAUCCACGCCUCGCUUUCUCAUUCCUCUGCCCUUGCUACUCCCUUGUCCUCUGCAAGGCCUUGUCAGCUCCCUUUUCCUACCCAGCCCUUCCCCCGGUCCAGACUCUUAAGUGUCUCCUCCCACUUUUCAUUUUGGAAGUCCCCAUGUCCCUUCCUUGUGCCUGACCUGAAGUAGCCAGACAGUUCUUCUGAUGUGAGGAGGCUGCCUGACUCCGUGUUCCACCUGGCUGGUGUGGAUCCCGGCGUGCGGGCCUUGUUCCCUGUUGUGUUGGGUGCCCCAGCUGUGUGUGAUCCUCAAUAAAGCCUGAAAAACAAU
Molecule: messenger RNA, 923 nt
Organism: Chinchilla lanigera (long-tailed chinchilla)
Lineage: Eukaryota; Metazoa; Chordata; Mammalia; Rodentia; Chinchillidae
Product: glutathione S-transferase B-like
Biological process (GO): glutathione metabolic process
Molecular function (GO): glutathione transferase activity
Source: RefSeq, a predicted model, not a curated record